UCUCUCCCUUUUGUUGUCUGCCGUUUCCUUGGGGGAGGAGAACAAACGUCGACUUAGCCUCCGAUUUCGAAAAAAACAGUACUUCUGCAACAUGGAAGAAGAAUGCGAGGAGCUUCAGGUGCCCAUGGGGACUCUAAAGUCCAUAAGGUUUAGCAUUUCGAAUAACAAAGACCGAAAAAACAUGGCUGUCAUGGAUGUUGAAGCUGCAAAUCAGGUUACUGAUUCCCGGUUAGGGCUCCCCAAUCCAGAUUCUAUAUGCAGAUCAUGUGGCAGCAAAGAUAGAAAAGUUUGCGAAGGGCAUUUUGGGGUUAUUAACCUCAAGUACCCAGUAAUCAACCCUUAUUUCCUUAAGGAGAUAGCUACACUAUUGAACAAGAUCUGCCCUGGAUGUAAAUACAUGCGGAAAAAACAGUCUCAGAGUACUGAAGACUGGCCUGAGAGAUGUAGAUAUUGCACUUCAAAUACAGGUUACCCUCUGAUGAAGUUUCGGGUAACGACGAAAGAAGUGUUUAGGAGAUCCGGAAUUGUCUGUGAAGUGAGUGACGACAAUCUGUUCAAACUCAGUAAACGGGGACUAUCAUCACUACCUCCAGAUUAUUGGGAGUUUCUGCCUAAAGACUCUAACAUCGACGAAAGCUGUUUGAAACCAAGCAGGCGGAUUCUAACUCAUGCACAGGUUUAUGCAUUGUUGUGUGGGAUUGAUGAGAGACUCAUCAGGAAGGAUAUUCCCAUGUUUGACUCUCUUCCUCUGACAUCUUUUCCAGUUACGCCAAACGGUCAUCGUGUAUCCGAAAUGGUCAAUCAGUUCACCGGGGCUCGACUAGUUUUUGAUGAACGGACUCGUAUCUACAAGAAACUAGUUGGCUUUGAAGGAAAUGGUCUUGAGCUGAGUGCUCGUGUGAUCGAAUGCAUGCAGUAUUCAAGACUCUUUUCAGAAAACAUGUCACCGAGUCAAGAAUCUGCAAACCCUUACCAGAAGAAGUCAGACACUCCCAAACUGUGCGGUCUAAGAUUCAUGAAAGAUGUGCUGCUUGGUAAAAGAAGCGACCAUACGUUCAGGACAGUAGUUGUGGGCGACCCUUCUCUCAAGCUUAACGAGAUCGGUAUACCUCGGAGGAUCGCUGAGAGGCUUCAAGUAUCAGAGAAUCUCAACGACUGGAACAGAGAACGCCUCGUCACUUCCUGUUUCCACAAGCUCCUCGAGAGAGGAGAGACUCACGUGAGAAGAGGAGGUAGCUUAGUAGCUAUCCGCGUCAUCGACGAUCUCCAAACAGGAGACAGCAUUUUGCGGACGUUGAAAGAUGGAGACACUGUGUUGAUGAACAGACCGCCUUCGAUUCAUCAGCACUCGCUUAUCGCAAUGUCUGUCAAAGUCCUCCCUACUACUUCCGUUGUCUCCCUGAACCCUAUCUGCUGUUUGCCCUUUCGCGGCGACUUCGAUGGAGAUUGUUUUCACGGGUACGUUCCACAGUCGAUCCAAGCCAAGGUUGAGCUCGACGAGCUUGUGGCUUUGGACAAGCAGCUUGUUAAUAGACAGAAUGGUCGUAACUUGCUUUCGUUAGGACAGGACAGCUUGACAGCGGCUUAUCUUGUUAACGUCGAGACAAACUGUUUUCUGAACCGAGCUCAGAUGCAGCAGCUUCAGAUGUACUGUCCCUUUGAGCUUCCUCCGCCUGCGAUUAUCAAAGCUUCGAGUAGUGAGCCGCAAUGGACGGGGAUGCAGAUCUUUGGGAUGCUUCUGCCGCCAGGGUUUGAGUAUACUUGCCCUCUGAACGAUGUGGUUGUAAGCAGCGGAGAGCUUUUGUCUUCCUCUGAUGGGUCUGCUUGGUUACGUGACGGCGAAGGAAACUUCAUCCAGGGUUUGCUGAAGGAACAUAAAGAGAAAGUGCUUGACAUCAUGUACUCCACUCAAGAAAUGUUCUCUCAGGAGUUGCAGAUGAGAGGACUGAGUGUUUCUUUAACGGAUCUGUACUUGGCCUCUGAUCCGGAGUCUCGGAGAAACUUGACAGAGGAGAUUAGUUACGGAUUGCAAGAAGCUGAACAAGUCUGCAACAAGCAGCAGCUUAUGGUCGAGUCACGUAGAGACUUCCUCGCGGGUAAUGUAGAAGAUUUGUCUGCAGAUUUUGACCGGUUCUGCUACGAGAGACAGAGAUCAGCGACCUUAAGCAAACUUGCGGUUAGUGCAUUCAAAGAUGCUUACAGAGACGUCCAAUCUCUGGCGUAUAGGUACGGAGACCACUCUAAUUCGUUUCUCAUCAUGUCCAAAGCUGGUAGCAAAGGGAACAUAGGGAAGCUUGCUCAGCACAGUAUGUGCGUUGGUCUACAAAACUCUUCAGUCGCGUUGUCCUUCGGGUUCCCACGGAAGCUGACUUGCGCCUCAUGGAACGAUCCGAACAGUCCGCUUCGCGGGGCAAAGAGAGAAGACCAAACCGGUCAUGAGUCGUUUGUCCCGUUCGGUGUCAUUGAGAACUCGUUUCUAACGGGUCUGAAUCCGUUGGAGUCUUUUGUUCAUUCAGUGACGAGCCGGGACAGCUCAUUCAGCGGUAACGCUGAUAUCCCGGGGGCGCUUAACAGGAAACUGAUGUUCUUUAUGAGGGACAUAUACGCUGCUUACGACGGGACGGUGAGAAACUCAUUCGGGAACCAUUUGGUUCAGUUUCGUUAUGAGACUGAUGAUGCAGAAGAAGACAUGGCCGGUGAAGCAGUUGGAUCACUUUCUGCUUGUGCUCUCACCGAGGCUGCUUACAGCGCGCUUGAUCAGCCCAUUAGCCUUCUUGAAACUUCGCCUCUUCUGAAUCUUAAGAAUGUGUUAGAGUGUGGGUCGAAGAAAGGUCUAAAAGAACAGACGAUGUCUUUGUAUUUGUCUGAAACGCUUUCUAAGAAAAAGCACGGGUUCGAAUACGGUGCACUGGACAUCAAGAGCCACUUGGAGAAGCUCAGUUUCUCAGAGAUUGUUUCAACGUCUAUGAUAAUAUUCUCUCCGAGGACAAACACAAAGAUGCCUAUGAGCUCGUGGGUUUGCCAUUUUCACAUCUCCAAGAAAGUACUGAAGCAGAAACAACUGGAUGUCGGAUCUGUUGUCUCUUCAUUAAACAAGCAGUACGCAAACAGGAAGAAAGAGCUGAAGCUUGAUGUAAUUGAUUUAGAGAUACAAAGCACAAACCACUGUUCUUGGGAUGAUAAAUCAAUGGAAGAUGAUAGAUUCUGCAUCACAGUUACUGUUCUUGAAACCUCCACACACGGUUCUUUGGAACUUGAUGCUAUUCGACUUGUCUUGAUCCCUUUUCUUCUUGACUCUCCUGUCAAAGGCUACCGAGAGAUUAAAAAGGUGGAGAUCUUAUGGGUUGACAGACCAAAAGCGCCGAUAAGGAACAAGAAACAUAUGGGGGGUGAGCUUUUCGUGAAGGUUACAAUGCAUGGAGUUCGUGGCAAAAAGAACAUCUGGAGCGCUCUUCUUGAAACCUGUCUUCCCAUUAUGGAUAUGAUCGAUUGGACAAGAAGCCAUCCUGAUAAUAUCCGACAAUGCUGCUCGGUUUAUGGAAUAGACGCUGGACGUAGCAUCUUCCUAGCGGAUUUGGAGUCUGCUGUGUCUGAUACUGGUAAAGGGAUGCUUCGAGAACAUCUGCUUCUUGUAGCGGAUUGUCUCUCCGUUACCGGGGAGUUUGUGGCAUUAAACCCCAAAGGUUGGAGUAAACAAAGACAGGCUGAGUCCACUCCUGCACCUUUUACUCAAGCUUGCUUCUCGAGCCCAAGUCAAUGCUUUCUCAAAGCUGCUAAGGAAGGUGUUACAGACGAGCUUCAAGGAUCUAUCGACGCAUUAGCUUGGGGGAAAGUUCCUUCUUUCGGGACUGGAGAUCAGUUCGAAAUCAUCAUCUCCCCAAAGGAUCAUGGGUUUAGUAGUACACCAGUAGACGUGUAUGACUUUCUGAGUAGUACAGCAACGCUUCCAAAGAGAAAGGCAAGCUCCUUGCCCAAAUCAGACAAGUUCACGCUCCAGCCGUUCCCCUUGCUCGAUACAGCUCUGUCCAAGGCAGUGAAGACACUAGAUGGGAAAGGACUCACAAGGUCGCAGCUCAGAAUGAUCUUUACAUGGGACGACAUUGAAAAGCUUUCCCGGUCACUGAAACGUAUCCUCUACAAUUACGAGAUCGAUGCUACGUUGAAUGAGAGGGAUGAAAGACUUUUGAUGAUGGCUCUUCUCUUUCACCCCCACAGAGAUGAGAAGAUAGGACCAGGCUUCCAAGGAAUCAAGGUGGCUAAUUCUAAGCAUGGGAAUGCUCGUUGCUUUGAGGUGGUGAGAACAGACGGAACAACAGAAGAUUUCUCUUACCACAAGUGUGUGUUGGGAGCAACAGAGAUCAUUGCACCUAAGAGGGUAAACUUCUACAAGGCCAAGUACCUUAGAAACGGUACGGUGCAGGCCGGUACUAUCUAGAAACAAACUCCAAAAACAAACUAUCGUCUGUUGAUAUAGUAUGGAACAAUGUAGGAUGGUGUGUGUAUUAAGAAGGUGAUAGAUAGAAAGAUAGAUUGUCUUUGCUCUAAGCUUCUUUUUGCUCCUUUCACUAUGUGAUACCUUUGCCUUCAACCUUAAAAGGGCUUAAAGGUUCAUUACUUAGUGGAAGCAGCAACGAGAAGCUGGCAAAGCUCGGCUUCUGUUCUGUUUCUGUGUUCGUAAAACUCUUUAAUGUACCCGGUUU
Brassica oleracea var. oleracea is the source of this 4700-nucleotide messenger RNA. RefSeq names its product DNA-directed RNA polymerase IV subunit 1-like. The record is from RefSeq and is a predicted model, not a curated record. Gene Ontology annotation, biological process: DNA-templated transcription. The transcript is spliced from 19 exons. Bases 92 to 4435 code for a protein of 1447 amino acids. NCBI's taxonomy places the organism in Eukaryota, Viridiplantae, Streptophyta, Magnoliopsida, Brassicales, Brassicaceae. Gene Ontology annotation, cellular component: RNA polymerase II, core complex. Gene Ontology annotation, molecular function: DNA binding.